Messenger RNA from Ilex paraguariensis (yerba mate), 363 nucleotides. NCBI's taxonomy places the organism in Eukaryota, Viridiplantae, Streptophyta, Magnoliopsida, Aquifoliales, Aquifoliaceae. The record is from the annotation of a GenBank genome assembly.
AUGUGCCUCUCCUCUCCCCAAUCUGAGUUGCGUGCCUCAGCAGAAUUUCAAUAUGCAUUAAGUUCUUUGUCAUCUUGUCAACAUGACCUGAUGACUGUACCAGAUUUUUGUGGCAUAUGGGGAGUUAUCAACGGUUGUGGUCAUGUAUUCUAUGAAAUCUUCACACAGUUGAUAACAUAUAAUGCUGCCGAGAAGAAAUGGAAUGUCAUGUGGCAGUCACCCUUUUUUAGUGACUUUGAAGACCCUGUCCGAGACAAAAGUUUUUCAGUGACAAUAAUAUCUACGGGAACGAAUACAGCAGAAUUAUGUUUCUAUUUUGGGUUAUUAAUGCAAAUGGCGAACUAUGUUCUGCAAUUUUAUUGA